Messenger RNA from Erigeron canadensis, 1617 nucleotides. Its product is annotated as probable CoA ligase CCL7. Gene Ontology annotation, molecular function: CoA-ligase activity. The coding region runs from base 1 to 1617 and encodes 538 amino acids. The record is from RefSeq and is a predicted model, not a curated record. NCBI's taxonomy places the organism in Eukaryota, Viridiplantae, Streptophyta, Magnoliopsida, Asterales, Asteraceae. The transcript is spliced from 6 exons.
AUGGAAAAAUCCGGGUAUGGCCGUGAUGGAAUAUUCCGAUCACUCUGGCAACUACACGUCCCAGCAGAGCGUGACACGUCGAUGGUUUCCUUCCUUUUUCGCAACGUUUCAUCCUAUCCUGACAAACCUGCCUUAGUCGACGCCGAUUCUGGUGAAACCCUCACUUUCUCUGCCUUCAAAACCACCGUUGCUAAGCUGUCUCACGCGUUAAACACCCAACUAGGCAUCACCAAAGAUGAUGUUGUUUUAGUACUAGCCCCGAAUUCAAUCCAAUACCCUGUUUGCUUGUUCUCAGUUAUCGCUCUUGGCGCCAUAGCCACUACUGUCAACCCUCAGCAUACUGUCCAAGAACUAUCCAAACAAAUCAAAGACUCUAACCCCAAACUUAUCAUCACCAUUCAAGAAUUGUACCAAAAAGUUGAAACCUUUGGGAUCCGUGUUCUGUUUUUAGGAUCAGAAAGUGCAAGAAAAGGAUGUUAUUCAUAUCAAGAUUUGAUUUUGAAAUCUGGGUCAGUUUCAGAAUUGCCUAAAGUAUCGAUUCGAGGUGAUGACACUGCAGCAUUGUUGUACUCUUCUGGGACAACUGGUGUAAGUAAAGGUGUGGUUUUGAGCCAUUGGAAUUUUAUUACUGCUUCACAAAUGGCAACUUUUGAUCUGAGAUUGUUAGAUGAGAAGGAUCAUGUGUUGUUGUGUUUCUUGCCAAUGUUUCAUAUAUUUGGGCUUGGGAUUUUACUAUAUGCUCAGUUACAAGAAGGGUUUACCGUUGUGUCGAUGGGUAAGUAUGAUUUUGAAGGGAUGUUGAAGAACAUUGAGAAAUAUAGAGUGACAAAUUUGAAAUGUGUUCCACCCAUUCUUCUUGCUUUGGUUAAGCGGUACGAUGUGGUCAGCAAGUUUGAUCUGUCUUCGUUGAGGCAUAUCGGUGCAGGUGCUGCACCAUUGGGUAAAGAACUGAUGGACGAAUGUACCAAGAAGUUCCCUAAUGUUUUGCUUCUUCAGGGAUAUGGCAUGACUGAAACGGGCGGCGUUAUAGCAGUGGAAAGCCCACUCAUGGGACCACGCCUCUCCGGUUCAACUGGGAGGCUUGUCCCAGGAAUUGAGGCUCAGAUAGUGAGUGUGAAUACGGGUAAACCUCUUCCUCCUAACCAAAUGGGUGAAAUUUGGGUUCGAGGAGCUAACGUAAUGCAAGGUUAUUUGAAUAACACCCAGGCUACAAAGUUGACAAUAGAUAAACAGGGGUGGUUGCAUACUGGGGAUCUUGGACAUUUUGAUGACCAAGGUCAACUAUUUGUUGUUGACCGAAUUAAAGAGCUUAUCAAGUACAAAGGUUUUCAGGUUGCGCCCGCAGAGCUUGAAGCACUUCUGCUUUCGCAUUCUGAUAUAUUAGAUGCUGCAGUAAUCCCGUUUCCUGAUGCUGAAGCUGGUGAGGUUCCAAUUGCAUUUGUGGUGCGAUCUCCAGAUAGUUCGUUGACACAAGAAGAUGUUAAGAAAUUUGUUGAUGAGCAGGUUGCACCUUAUAAAAGAUUGAGGCAGGUAACGUUUGUAAACAGUGUUCCAAAGUCGGCUUCUGGAAAACUUCUCAGACGUGAACUCAAGGACAAAAUGCGUUCGAAAAUCUAA